CCUCUUCUCUUCCACCCCCAUUGUUUCCUUUCCUUUGUUGCACAGUUCCAAGCUCCACAGUUCUCUUUCUAGAGAGAGAGAGUGUGUGGAACGCAAGAGGAACACAAACAACACUGAGGGGAUAAAGGGGGCACUUUUAUUCUCUCCCUACCUUCUUUAUGAAGCCUCUCUUCCACAGAUGCCUCUGUUUCCUGAACCACUCACCUCUGAAGCUUCCCAGAUUCUCUAACUCCCUUUCCCCUUUCUUCUUUACCCUUAAAACCUCCCUUUCUCACCCUCUAAACCGCAAUUUCUACGCUCUCCCCUCCUCUCAGCCCAAUUCCCAAACCCCCAUGCCUAAUUAAAAAAAAAAAACCAACAAAUGAUGCCUCUUCUUCUUCUUCUUCUUCUUCUUCUUCUUCUUCUUCUUCUUACCUUCUCUCUUUCAAGCCCUACUAGCUCCAAUUCCCUCCAGGGAGAUGCUCUUAUCUUGGCCAGUCUGAAACAAGGCAUUGAUUCAUCCAACCUAGUAUUGGAUAGCUGGAACACUUCCAAGCCAAGCUCGGUGUGCUCGUGGUUCGGAGUACAAUGUGAACACGGCCGCGUGGUUGCCGUUGAUCUUUCCUAUCUAAACAUCUCUUCCUCCUCCUCGAUUGACAUCUCCGGCCUCAACUUCCUCGUCAACCUCUCCAUCGCCGUGAACAAUCUUACAGGAGUGAUCAAGCUCUCCAACUUGCCCGGUCUUCGCUUUCUCAACAUAUCGACCAAUCAAUUGAAUGGCGGCCUCAAUUGGGACUACUCGACCCUGCCCAACUUGGAGGUGUUCGAUGCCUACGACAACAACUUCACGGCCCCCCUCCCUCUCACCGUCACAAAAUUGAAGAAUAUUAAGUACUUAGACCUUGGCGGCAACUUCUUUCACGGGGAAAUACCGGCCAUAUACGGUGGCAUGAUCUCGCUGGAGUACCUCUCACUAAACGGCAACGACCUCCACGGCCGAAUCCCCAAGGAGCUGGGCAAUCUCACAAGCUUAAAGCAGCUCUACUUGGGCUACUUCAAUUCCUUCGACGGCGGCAUCCCAGCUGAGCUUGGCCGGUUAGCCAAUUUAGUCCACCUUGACCUCUCUAGCUGCAGUCUCGACGGCGAAAUCCCACGGCAGAUUGGGAGUUUGCUCUCUCUCGACACGCUCUUCCUUCACACUAACCAGCUCUCCGGCCCCAUCCCUCCGGAAUUGGGCAACCUCACGCGGCUCGUCAUGCUCGACCUCUCCAACAAUGCUCUAACUGGCGAGAUCCCUGCCCAGCUUGCAGCGCUCACGGAGCUGCGGCUGCUGAACCUGUUCAUGAACCGGCUUCACGGCUCUGUCCCAGGAUUCAUAUCGGAGCUUCCGAAUUUGGAUACUCUCCAACUGUUCACGAACAACUUCACUGGCUCUGUCCCAUUACGUCUUGGUGUGAACGGGCAGCUCCAGGUGCUCGAUCUCUCAUCGAACAAGCUCACCGGUACCAUUCCUGAUAGCCUCUGCUCCUCAAAUCAGCUCAAAGUGCUCAUCCUCUUGAAGAAUUUUUUGUUCGGUCCGAUUCCGGAGAGCUUGGGGAAUUGCUCGAGCCUGAUCCGAGUUAGACUCGGGCAAAAUUAUCUCAACGGUACCAUCCCCUCAGGGUUCCUUUACUUACCCCAGUUGAACCUUUUGGAGCUCCAAAACAAUUACCUCACGGGACCCCUGUUAGAGAACCCUAGCACGAGCCGACACCCGACCAAAUUGGCUCAGUUGAACUUGUCCAACAAUUUGCUCUCUGGGCCAAUUCCGGUCUCUAUUUCAGACCUAUCUUCCCUCGAAACACUGUUAUUGGGCGGCAACCGGCUUGGCGGCGCAAUCCCCAACUCGAUCGGCCUGCUCGGACAGGUGGUUAAGAUCGAUUUCAGUGGCAACGAGCUAUCCGGUCCGAUCCCGCCGGAGAUUGGGCACUGCGUCCACCUAACGUUCCUUGACCUUAGCCAGAACAACCUCUCUGGACCAAUUCCGGCAGAGAUCGCCGAAAUUGGGAUCCUGAACUACCUCAACCUAUCAAGGAAUCAUCUAACUCAAUGCAUUCCGCGGUCGAUCGGCGGAAUGAGGAGCCUCACAGUGGCCGACUUCUCGUUCAACGACUUGUCGGGCUGGUUGCCAAGCACGGGCCAAUUGGCCUACUUGAACGCGUCAGCAUUCGCCGGCAACCCCCAGCUCUGUGGUCCGGUGUUGAACAGCCCAUGCAACUAUUCGACCGGCCCGGCACGGCUGCGUCGUGUGCCGGGGGAGUACAAGCUCGUGCUCGCGCUCGGCCUAUUAGUCUGCUCCCUCAUAUUCGCCGCCGCCGCAGCGGUGCGGUCCUACAAGCGCGGCGGGUCUGAUAGCAGUGGCGGCGGGGCGUGGCGUCUCAGCACAUUCCAGAAGGUCAACUUCGGCGUCUCGGACGUGCUCGAGUGCAUGAAGGAGGGCAACGUGGUGGGGCGCGGCGGCGCGGGCGUGGUGUACGCGGGGCGGACCCAGAGCGGCGGCACGAUCGCCGUGAAGCGUCUGCUUGGCCUCGGCAGCGGAGGCGGAGGCGGCGAGCACGACCACGGGUUCGCAGCGGAGGUCCGGACGCUGGGGAGCAUCCGGCACCGGAACAUCGUGCGGCUCCUGGCCUUCUGCACGAAUCACGAGGCGAACGUGCUGGUGUACGAGUACAUGAGCAACGGGAGCCUGGGGGAGUUGCUGCAUGGGAAGGGGGGUGGGUUCCUGGGGUGGGAGAGGAGGUACAGGAUCGCGGUGGAGGCGGCGCGGGGCCUGUGUUACCUCCACCACGACUGCUCCCCCAUGAUCGUGCACAGAGACGUCAAGUCCAACAACAUCUUGCUCGGCGACAACUUCGAGGCACACGUGGCGGAUUUCGGCCUCGCCAAGUUCCUGCGCGAUGGGGGCGCCUCCGAGUGCAUGUCCGCGGUCGCCGGUUCCUACGGAUACAUCGCUCCAGAAUAUGCUUAUACCCUCAAGGUGGAUGAGAAGAGUGACGUCUACAGCUUCGGAGUGGUACUUCUCGAGCUCAUCACGGGCCGUCGCCCGGUCGGGGAAUUCGGGGACGGAGUGGAUAUUGUUCAAUGGGCUAAGAGGAUGACAAACUGCAGCCGAGAGAACGUCGGUAGUAUUGCGGACCCAAGGCUAAGCACGCUGCCUAUCGACGAAGCAAUGCACGUCUUUUUCAUAUCGAUGUUAUGCGUUCAAGAGAACAGCAUCGAGCGGCCGACGAUGAGGGAGGUGGUCCAAAUGCUCUGCGAAUUCCCGCAUCGUGUCACGGAGGAUCAAUCUCCUUCGUCAUCUGCGCCGCAGCAAGAAGAGAGCAGCCCCAGCAAGGAGACCAACUGCUACAAGCUCUUUCCAGAUCUAUUGACCUAGAUAAUGAUCAGAUGUUGGGAUGUUAUUCCAUUAAUUACACUAAUGAUGCUCAAGCAACCUUUAUUCUCUAGCUUUUGAAGCAUGCAUAAGUUGGUCGCCUCCUUUUAUUCCCAAAAUACUUUGAAAGCAAGGUGGUGUGGUGGGGAAAGGAGGGAAUAACAACGGAAUUCUUUGUUCUUGCUAAAGGUGUAUAGGGUUAUUAUGGAGAGACUUGAUGUAGGGUUAGCUUGGCUUUUGUAUUGCCAUGUUGCUCUAUGGGUGUGGUCCAUGUACAAUAGCCUGCUAUCAUAACUUCUUUUUUUUCUUCUUUUUUUUUUGGGGGCCUUUCGUAGUAAUCUUUGUAAUCUUUAGCCACAAUAUGUUGUAUCCUACUCGGGAAAUUCCGCGUGAAUAUGCUUCGUAGUCUAAUAUUUGUCGAGUCAUCUAAGCGUCCUGCGCUUUGGAUGUGACUUGUCUUGUCAUCAUUCGGAGAAGUGCAAACUUCGCCUUUUUGGUGU
This is a messenger RNA of Ananas comosus (pineapple), 3891 nucleotides long. RefSeq names its product leucine-rich repeat receptor-like serine/threonine-protein kinase BAM1. Gene Ontology annotation, biological process: protein phosphorylation. The transcript is spliced from 2 exons. Bases 362 to 3394 code for a protein of 1010 amino acids. Lineage: Eukaryota; Viridiplantae; Streptophyta; Magnoliopsida; Poales; Bromeliaceae. The record is from RefSeq and is a predicted model, not a curated record. Gene Ontology annotation, molecular function: ATP binding; protein kinase activity; receptor serine/threonine kinase binding.